Maylandia zebra (zebra mbuna) is the source of this 2425-nucleotide messenger RNA. The record is from RefSeq and is a predicted model, not a curated record. Lineage: Eukaryota; Metazoa; Chordata; Actinopteri; Cichliformes; Cichlidae.
UCCAACAGGAAACGAAGGAAGCGUCCUUGGAGAUGUUGUUAGGAGUGUAACUUUCGCAUCUUUCCCCUGUCUUUGUGCACAAUGCCGCCGUCAAAGAACUGACUGCUAAGCGUUGCUUCCACAGAGGUUAAUUUAAAGUUGGGAAGUAACCAUGACUGCAGCUGCUCUCGUAGGAGACCAGCUGAUCCUCGAAGAGGAAUACGAUGAGAAUUAUAUACCCUCUGAACAAGAGAUCCAAGAGUAUGCAAGAGAGAUUGGCAUUGACCCCGACAAUGAGCCCGAGCUUCUGUGGCUGGCGAGGGAGGGCAUCGUCGCCCCUUUGCCUCCUGAGUGGAAGCCUUGCCAGGACGUGACAGGGGACAUCUACUACUUCAACUUCUCCACGGGUCAGUCCACCUGGGAUCACCCCUGUGACGAGCACUACCGACGCCUGGUGGCCCAGGAGCGUGAGCGAGCUCAGCUCACAGCCACAGCUGGGGGCGCAGGAGCCAAGAAAGACAAGAAAAAGAAGAAAGAAAAGAAGGAGAAGAAAGAGAAGAAGAAGAAGGAACCACUCAAAACUCAUGGGGCCCUCAGUUCGUCUCUGGGACCUCUGCAAUCUUCGCUUACCAGCCUGGCUCCCCUGCGAGGUCUAGAUGCCCCCAGCCAAAGCGCUCUCUCUGGAUCUGCCACUGCUCUGCGGGGGUCUCUCGGCAGCUCUGGGGGGUUGGAACCCCUCAAGAAACCCCUACAGGCUCCUCGAACCAGUGGAGCAACCAGAAUACUCGGCAUCCGACAGGAAGAGAGAGUGUCAUUUACUUUGCCCGAUUUUGACAGUGAUGAUGACAAAAUCUCAGAAAACGAGCCAAGUCCUCAUGAUUCAGACAGACUAUUGAAGAAUCUCCACCUGGAUCUGGAUGCCCUCGGAGGAAGCCUAAAGUAUGAGGAAAGUGAUGCCACUGGCGCAGCACCAGCUGAGGAGAGGACGGAGCCCGAGUUGCAGGAUUUGGGCCUGUCUGGUGACCACAGCCCUGAACCGCAGUCACAACAAGAUUCUCUGAAGGGUCGCCACAGCCACCUCUCUCCACAGACAGGCAGUGGAAAUCAUGUCAGUGAGGAAGGGGCUGAUGCUGUCACUCCUGAUCCUGAACACUCUGCUGAGCACUCAGAAGAGGAGGUAGCAGAGGAGUUAAAUGAGGCAGAGGAAGAAGAGCAGCAGGGUAGCACAUUAGACAAAGAUGAAAAAGGAGCAAAAGAGACAAAAGGAGAUGUGGAAGGUAGACAGGAAGAUGGAAAAAGCCAAGAGGAGGGGAAAGAGAUGGAGGAUGCUCAAAGGAAAGCGGCUGGAGAGAACAAGAAAGGGGAAGAUGAAAAUAAUGAGCUAGAGGAAGAGUGCUGUGAAGAUAAGGACGAGAACGAAGAUGAAGACAUAGAGAGGAAAGAAGAGCAGCAAAAAAUAGAAGAAGAGGAAUGUGAGGAUAGUAGCAGUGAAGUCGUGAAGAAGUCCUCCAAAAGUGAUCAAGGUGGAGAAAGUCGGGAGGAGGACAGAACUGACAAAGAGAGGGAUGAGCUUGAGAGAACUGUAAGUGACGGAGGGCACAGUGAGAGAAAGGAAGAGGAGGUCGAGACCAGUAGCAAAGGAGGGCAGGAGGAGGAGAGCGAUAAGGUUUUGGAGAGGUGCUCUCUAAGCCGGAGGAAACUGACAGAGAGUGAUGAGGUGUUGGAAAGAUGUGUACAGAGCGAAGGAGAAGACACAGAGAGGGGGGGAGUGGAGCUAGAGGAGGACUCAGUUGGCCAGAGAGCAUUAGACAGCAAGGAGGAGGAGGAGGAGGAGGAGGAGGAGGAGGUUAUAGAGAGGUUUAAAGAGGAAGGAGCUUAUGACCAACCAGCCAGUAAUGAUCGGAAGAUGAAAAAUGUGACAAAAAAUUCUUCCCUUCCUGCAGAGAAUUCUGAAGCCAGUAAGAACAUUGAGGAGGCGUCGUCCUCCAUAGAUAACAAGCUGUCGCAGAAGGCUCUGGACAUCAACGAUCUGUCUGAUGCUGUCAGUCCACUGGAAAAAACUGACACAGAGGAGAAGGAGGAGGAGAAAGGAGAAAAGGGGGAAAGGAAAGGAGGAGAGGGCAGCAAGAGCCAUGUGCUGGCCAAAGACAGAGACACAUCCCCAGUGCAUAAAGUUGACCGGCUUGUCCUUCACCAGUCCAGCCUUUCACCGUCACCCUCCAUCUCCUCGCAUUCAGACCAGGCUGUCACCCCCAGGCAAACGGCCCAGGGCCUCGGCGUACCUCUGGGAUUUGAGAGGCCUGAAACUUCCAGGGGCCGACAGGCACGGUUUUUGAGCAUCCAAGCUGAUGGUGUUAAACGCUCCUUAAAAAAACAAGAGAGGGCUUUGGAAGAAGAGCUGGGAGGGAGAAGCCGGAAAGAUGGGGAGAAGAAAGAGAAGAAGUAA